Messenger RNA from Hemisphaericaspora subhashii, 549 nucleotides. RefSeq lists its product as uncharacterized. The transcript has a single exon. The coding region runs from base 1 to 549 and encodes 182 amino acids. NCBI's taxonomy places the organism in Eukaryota, Fungi, Ascomycota, Pichiomycetes, Serinales, Debaryomycetaceae. The record is from RefSeq and is a predicted model, not a curated record.
AUGUCAAGUUAUUUAGAUAACCUCUCAAUUAAUAACUACACUCAUGCAGAAUUAUACGAAUUAUGGGAAACUUCAGUUGAAGAACUAACAUUAAUAUAUUAUAAUUAUUUAUCAUAUAGAAAACAACAAUUGGCAGUAUUAUACAAAUUACAAUUCACAGUUAAAAGUAGUAGAAGAUUAGAAUAUCAAUGGUUACAAUUACGUAACCGAUUAAUUAACCUCAAUGUGGAAUUAUGGGAAUAUCGUAAAAUUGUCAAUAUUAUAAUGUAUACCAUGAAAUGUAAACGUUAUAUCAAUUCAAUCGAAUUAAGACAAUUGAAUUGUAGAUUGGUACAAGAGAUUAAUCAUGUUGAAUCAAUCAUAUUGAUAGAAGAUGAAUCAGAUGAUCAAGAAGAAGCAAAUGGAUAUUCUUCUUAUAAUAAUAAUAAAGAAAUGGAUGAUGAUUUGUUUGAUAUUCAACUGAUUCAUAAAUAUCCUUCUUUAACUAAAAGAAUUAUGAAGUUGGAAACAAGUUUGAUAAUGAAAUAUAGAUACGUCAAGAAAGUUUAA